UGUUUUUGUUGUUUUCAUUCAAAAACUGUAAUUUUCUGCUGCCUACAGAUGAAGCCCGAUGCCCUAUCGAAGCUGUCCCCGACCUACUCCCCCCCGCAACACCCACCACACCAUCCGCAGCAUCUCGACCAACAGCAGCAUCACCACCUCGACCCGCUCGUCAAGCAGCAGCAGCAUCAGCAACAGCACCAGCAGCAGCAGCAGCAGCAACAGCAACAACACAAGCAGCAGCAGCAGCAGAACCACCCCCCGCACCACCCGGGCCACCACGCGGCGCAGCAGCAGCAGCUGCAGCAGCAACACGACCCCUCCAGCAUUAACGACGGUAUGGACGUGGUGAGCACCACCUCUAUGUCCAAGCGGUCCGAGUCGUCCUCCGACCACAGACUGACCGCUGGCCGGCCCUACACCCCAGACGACUGUCGCUCGGACGGUGAGGGCGCGCUCAUGGGCUCCUCCAAGGACAACAAAGAUGGCGGGCCCGGCGGCGGGGGCGGGAUGGGAGGCUUCAACAGGAGCGUGUCGAGUGACGACGGCCUCAACAGCCCCGACGAUCACCGCAUGGACACCGGCUACGACCGUAACGGCGAUGACGACAUGAUGAUGGGAGGCGACCACGACAUGGGCGACAACGAGAACGAUUAUGACGAGGAUCUGGACGACGGGCCCGGAGGAUUCAGUUCUGAUAGAGGACGGAAUGAGGGAGGAGGAGGAGGAGGG
Messenger RNA from Aplysia californica (California sea hare), 720 nucleotides. Its product is annotated as hybrid signal transduction histidine kinase A. Gene Ontology annotation, biological process: regulation of transcription by RNA polymerase II. Gene Ontology annotation, cellular component: nucleus. Gene Ontology annotation, molecular function: transcription cis-regulatory region binding. NCBI's taxonomy places the organism in Eukaryota, Metazoa, Mollusca, Gastropoda, Aplysiida, Aplysiidae. The record is from RefSeq and is a predicted model, not a curated record.